CUUAACAAUAAAUUGAAAAUUAUAUUGUGUGUAUAUAUAUAUUAGUCUAAAUAUAAAACAUUUUGUGGAAUAUAUAUGAAUUAUAAUACGAAACUAUACAUAUAAUAGGUCCAGUUUCUACAAAAAGAUCUCGAAUAGCUCAGGUUUGACUUGUUGACACCCCAACGGACUAACUAACUAAGCAUAUAUAGGUGUGGAUUUCUAAUCCGAAAGUUAAAGGUGACAUCAAAUCCAGCAAGUAGGAGGCACUCUAAUGGAUUACUAGGAAAUGCAGAAUACUUGGUACAAAUUAAACAAGAAAACGAGGUCUGAAAGAAAUCCCGGCUAAAUAUAUUUUAUCUACUAAAGGAGAAGAUAAAAUUGUAAUUUAUAGAUUAUUAGCAAUCAGUAACAUUGGCAUCAACCAAGUAUCAAACGAUUAGGACAGAUAACUAUAUUUCAACUCUCAAUUUUAGAAAGAGGAAUUUUCUAGGGUUGCCGCAAGGCGAUCUUUAGCAUCGGUGUGUCCGUUAUCAGCUUAGCAGAGGAGCGGGGUUCAGUUUCAGUCAGCCAAUUUGUUAUUAUUGAUCAGUCUGGAGGGUGGGCGAAGGUGAUGAUCGGUCAGGAGGUUACGAAGAUCAUUGCGAGGUGAGAUCUGUUGAGGAAGAUUUGAGCAGACGCUUAGGGAGGCACUUGACGAGGUUAACGAAGCAGCAAAGCGGACGGAUUGGUCUGUGCAGCAGCGGUUCCGGAAUUUUUAGUCGGUUUGGUAAGGCGUAGAGAUUUAUGGAGAAUAUCGGUGAUCAUUACAAAAUGAUGACAAUUGGUGCGGAAGAAGAAGAUUUGGCGAGCUAUGUGAAGGCGACCAUUCCGGUGAUUGGCAUGAUAGAUUCUCAAAUGAAUUUUCUGGAGGUUGAAAUUCUCUUCUAUCAUACUACAUCGGCUCGCCCUCCUCCGGAACCACCACCCUGCGAGGAAGUAAUUUGGGGAAAGUUUUUAUUUUCGUAUUGUUUUUCCCUUCGCAACACUUAUUUUUGUUUCAGUUCGACCGGGUGUGGUCGGAGUAUUUUGAUUUUUGAUGAUGAACUAUUGAUAAACAAUGUUUCAUUUUCAGGCGUUUUAAGCUUCUUCUUGCCCGUUUUGUGUCUAGCGAGUCAUGUUGCUUUGUAUGGGUGGCUGACUCUAAGUCUAUUCCUAUGGUUUCCGAUCGGAUAUGUAAUAUCUGUCUGGAUUUGGCGUUGCGUAUUUGCUCUAUUUUAAUGGAAAGCCGUUUUGAUGAUAAAAAAAAAACGAUUAGGACAAAUACAUAGAUGAUGGGGCUAUAUUCAUACCUAUCCGCAUAACACUACAAGAGUACAAAGGCUAUGUUUGGCACAACACUAUGAUUUAGGGCUAUUAAGUAGAUUCACAAUAUACUUAUUAAAAAGGACCUCGCCUGGUUUAGGGCUAUAUUUCCGUAAUUCAGUAGAUUCAACACGAAUUUCAUCAAUGUUAUUAAACCAACUCUAAGCUAAUAAUGGCAAUCCAAAAUAGAUGCUGUUUUCGUAGAUGUAUCCUGUUUUCCUAUGUGACACUCCUCAUUUAAGGAAUGAAAAUAUGUGCUCAUGAAUUAUGUGAUCCAAAAUGUAACGGUUAUCGGUCUAUCUUAAAAAAGAUCAAGUUAGUUAAUGCCUUAAUAAUAAUUAAUUAUCAUCAUGACCAGCUAAGUCAUACACUC
Messenger RNA from Cuscuta europaea, 1696 nucleotides. Lineage: Eukaryota; Viridiplantae; Streptophyta; Magnoliopsida; Solanales; Convolvulaceae. The record is from the annotation of a GenBank genome assembly.